This is a messenger RNA of Osmerus eperlanus (European smelt), 1259 nucleotides long. RefSeq names its product transgelin-like. The record is from RefSeq and is a predicted model, not a curated record. The coding region runs from base 171 to 770 and encodes 199 amino acids. Gene Ontology annotation, cellular component: actin cytoskeleton. Gene Ontology annotation, biological process: actin filament organization. Lineage: Eukaryota; Metazoa; Chordata; Actinopteri; Osmeriformes; Osmeridae. Gene Ontology annotation, molecular function: actin filament binding. The transcript has 5 exons.
UCUCUCUCUCUCUCUCUCUCUCUGUGUGUUUGUUCUUUUCCAGCAGGCACUCCCUACGAGCAGGCAGACUGUACUUUGUUGUGAAAGGGAGCAUUUGGAGGGCAACAGACUGAAACAGCCACCUGCACUCAUCUCACCUUCGACAGCUCUCAAGCAAACACUGACCAGCCAUGGCAAACAAAGGUCCCUCCUAUGGAUUGAGCCGCGAGGUACAAAGCAAGAUAGACAAGAAGUACGACCCGGAGCUGGAGGAGAGGCUGAACGAGUGGAUCAUAGCCCAGUGUGGUUCUGGAGUGGGCCGGCCAGAGGAGGGCAAAACCGGCUUCCAGAACUGGCUCAAGGAUGGAUGUAUCCUGAGUGCACUCAUCAACAGUCUGUACGAGGACAAUAAGCCCAUCAAGAAGUUGCAGCCCUCAGGCAUGGCCUUCAAGCAGAUGGAGCAGAUCUCUCAGUUCCUCCAUGCCGCUGAGAAGUAUGGGGUCACCAAGACUGACAUGUUUCAAACCGUUGACCUCUGGGAGGGGAAGGACCUGGCUGCAGUCCAGAGGACCCUGAUGGCUCUGGGCAGUCUGGCUGUCACCAGGGACGACGGCCAUUACCGCGGUGACCCCAGCUGGUUCCACAAGAAGUCCCAGGAGAACAGGCGGGAUUUCUCUGAGGAACAGCUAAGCGGGGGCAAGAACGUCAUCGGCCUGCAGAUGGGAACAAACAAGGGAGCCUCUCAGGCUGGCAUGACAGGCUACGGUCAACAACGUCAGAUCCUGAAGUGAACACGGCCAAGCUCAGUUUCAUCCUGAGGAUUCUCACGGCCGAUAGGGGAGAAGUUUCGUCUGCUAACCUGAACAAUCGGGAGAGAUGCUACCAGAACAUUAUCGGAACCAAACUGGACCAAUACAUAGACCAGAAAGAAAAACAAAACUGAGACACUGCACAGAUCUCUAUGCAUACAAACUUGCACGUACAAACACAGAUAAACAUAAUGACCCAAGUCUGUAAAACAUUGUAGAAUUGUUUUAUUUUGGAUGUGACAAGACAAGUUGAACAAAGACACAUAGAGUACACAGCAAAUCGUACAUUCCAUUGAGAUAGGGCUCAGAAUACUGCAUAAUACUUGUCAAUAUUUGAUGGAUAAGUGUAAUGCGUUAAGAUGCAGAUGAUCUCAUUUUUGGCCAUGUUUUUAGAGUUCAGUAUUUUUGUAUUUUAUAUUUUUGAUUAUGGACUGAUUUUGAAUAAAGCACAGUUUAAUUUGAAAAUCCUAA